This is a messenger RNA of Haliotis rufescens (red abalone), 807 nucleotides long. Its product is annotated as extensin-1-like. The record is from RefSeq and is a predicted model, not a curated record. NCBI's taxonomy places the organism in Eukaryota, Metazoa, Mollusca, Gastropoda, Lepetellida, Haliotidae. Bases 1 to 807 code for a protein of 268 amino acids. The transcript is spliced from 2 exons.
AUGGAGGUGAGGAAGGCAAGGUGGAGGUCUAGGAAGCAGGGUGACGAUGAGGAAGGCACGGUUGGGGUGGGGAAGGCACUAGAUCAGCUGCGGAUCUCUUUCUCUCCACUCCACCCCACGCCACUCCACGACCACCAACCCACCCUACCUCCGCUGCACAUCCCCAUCGGCCACCGGGCCUCCACUCCACAACUGCACCGAUCUACCGUUCCUUCACUCCAUAACUCUACCGAUCUACCGUUCCUACACUCCAUAACUCCACCGAUAUACCCCUCCACAAGCCCACCGCUCCACCGUGCCUCCACUCCACAAAUCCACCGAUCUUCCUCUCCUCCACUCCACAACCCCCACCGCUCCAACUUGCUUCCGCUCCACAAUUCCACCGAUAUACCGUUCCUACCCCCCAAAACUCCACCGAUCUACCGCUCGACAACCCCAUCGUUCAUCGUGCCUCCACUCCACAACACCACUGAUCUUUCUCCCCGACACCCCACAACCCGACCGUUCCACCGUGCCUCCACUCCACAGCCCCACCGCUCCACCGAGCCUCCACUCCACAAAUCCACCGAUCUUCCUCUCCUCCACUCCAAAACUCCACCGAUCUACCGCUCGACAACCCCAUCGUUCAUCGUGCCUCUACUCCACAACACCACUGAUCUUUCUCUCCGACACCCUACAACCCCACCGUUCCACCGUGCCUCCACUCCACAACUCCACCGAUAUACCGUUCCUACCCCCCAAAACUCCACCGAUCUACCGCUCGACAACCCCAUCGUUCAUCGUGCCUCCACUCCACAACACCACUGA